This is a messenger RNA of Sciurus carolinensis (gray squirrel), 1232 nucleotides long. It is a transcript of the gene S100p, whose product is annotated as S100 calcium binding protein P. Gene Ontology annotation, molecular function: transition metal ion binding; calcium ion binding. Gene Ontology annotation, cellular component: cytoplasm; extracellular exosome. The transcript has 2 exons. Bases 58 to 345 code for a protein of 95 amino acids. The record is from RefSeq and is a predicted model, not a curated record. Lineage: Eukaryota; Metazoa; Chordata; Mammalia; Rodentia; Sciuridae. Gene Ontology annotation, biological process: endothelial cell migration.
GGGGGACGUUUCUCCAGCAGGCCAGCGCAGGAGGAAGGAGGGUCCACACGCAGCACCAUGACAGAGCUGGAGACAGCCAUGGGCCUCAUCAUUGACGUCUUCUCCCGGUACUCGGGCGGCGAGGGCGGCAGGCAGAGCCUGACCAAGGGGGAGCUGAAGGUGCUCAUGGAGAAGGAGCUCCCCGGCUUCCUGCAGAGCGGAAGGGACAAGGAUGCAGUUGACAGACUGCUCAAGGACCUCGAUGCCAACGGAGAUGCCGAGGUGGACUUCAGCGAGUUCAUCGUGUUUGUGGCCGCGCUCACGUGCGCCUGUCACAAGUACUUUGCACAGACAGCCCCCAAAUGACACUCUGGAGUGAGAUUCCCAGAAAGGUGCAGGAAGGGCCUGGGAGAAUCCCUGGCUCCCAGCCCCUGUUGGAAAUUACUUCUUGGAAUGAGCUGAAAGCCUCCUAAUUAAUAAAUGCUGGUGAACGAUCCUGAUCUCAGAGUGAGUGGCAAUCUCCUUCAGACCCCAGAGUCCUCCCUUGCAAACACCGAUUCCCGUUGGCAGCAGCUUGACGUACUGACAGCCACCUGGUCGUAACCUGGCACACACCCCAACCCUGAGGCAUAAACAAAGCCCGUUAAGAUGGUCAGUCAAGCAUGGCGUGUCGGCUGCUGACACUGGACACGUUCAUGGAUUCUGAAAAAGGGCAGGCAACUAGGCCACGGCCCUCUCUGUCCCUCUUACACUUAAACCCUCUCUCCACCUCCUGCUGUGGGGUCUCCCAUCCUGCAGCCACCCAGGACACACUGUUGUCCAUAAAUCCCCAGUGAAUUGCCCUUCUGCAAUCCUGGAUCUGCCUGGCUUUUUCCCUUUGGCAGCCCCGUUGGCAGCCAGUUCUCAAACUGGACCAGGAUUUUCUGGAACAUUCACUAAGUAAAUGCACCAUUUUCUCUCAUUGCCAGCCUGGUAGACAGAUGGAGAUGAAAAAAACAGGUCAGUUGUGACAGUCCAUUCCCUGGCCAUUUCCUGGUGUGCACCCGGAACCCGCCGAAGCUCAGGGCCCACCUCCAGUGUCUCAGCACAGCGAGGGCCACCUGUGUGUGCCUGCCUCCAGCCAGCCAGCCACCUGCUAAGGGGCACCGUCCGCCAGCUUUUCCUGGGGCCCAGUGAGCCCGGGCUCCCCAUCACUCCAAACGCCGUGUUUUCAAGUAGUAGAAUUUUUUUUGUUUUUUAUUGUUUUUUGGUGC